UUUUGUUGUUGUGUACUUCAAGGUUGUGGUUUUAUGGUUUUGUGCAUUGUCAUGUAUUUAUUCGACCCAGUAGAAACACCGCUAUUCACCGUGUGCAGUCUGAUCACACCAGUCUGCACAAAGCCGACAAGACGACAAGGAAAGUUGGCGUUUGUGCCUCACAAGCUUGGCGAGUUACAUUUAUGAGCCUACGCUGCCAAGCUUUAGUCGCCGUCCUUGUUAGAGCAUUCUUCCAUCAUAUCUCAUCUUCUGACGUCGUUCGUCAUGUGCUUCUGCUCCGGAUAAGAUUGCAGUGAGCUAAACCCAUAACAAGGAAGGAAGGAAGGAAGGGUUGGGAAAUGCCCCGUUAGACAACCGGCUCGACCGGUGGCCGCGAUUUCACAAGCAGGAAUGGAUGAGGACCUGUGCGACGCCCUGCUGUCCGUGAUAGACAGCAAUGUGACGUAUUUUCGAAAUGCGGGAUCGGAUUCUCAUAAACAUUUCUUGCGACAGAUAGUGCAAAUGAAAGGCGCAGUUUUGCAGUUGCGCGACAACUGCGAGGCCAUUUCGCAGCAUUGCCACCUUUACGAUUUUGACACCGCGACGCCGGGUAAUGGAUACCGGUCUGCUCUGCUAAUAAUUAACAGAUUUCUUCCUCUGUGCGCCAAGUUGUGCGGUCAGAUCGUCUUGAAGCGGACGUCUAUGUUCUUCAGGGCUGAUUUCUACCAAAAGGAACUCGAUGCUCAUCUCAGUGUGUUGGCAGGAAUGCAAGUGUGUUCGCAGUUCCUGCUCAAGAUGCUCGAAGUUGGCAAUACGGGUGACCUGUUCGUCGAAGAAAAAAUGAGCAUUCGUGAGCUGCUGGAGGAGUACGGAUCUCUUCCGCAAAUCGGUUUUUAUGGACGCUGUGCCGCAUUUUAUUUUUGUGAGUCCAUGCGACGCAUUGCAACUGGGCUGAACGUCGUCAUGGCAUCGUUCAGCGACCAGUACCUCCAGUCUGGAGGUGCCGUUGCACAUGCUGUAGCGUCCCUUAUCAACUGUGGCAAGUACACGCUGGACCCAGAGGCGAGGGCCAACCAUAUUGUGGACGUCACUCAAAAUGCAUCCUUGGAUUUUCUCAAGGCCUUCUGGAGCCUUAAUGAACUGGAGAUUGUUAGGAAGGUUCCUCGCUGGCUCUGCCCUUCCUUGGAUGUCUGUGAUGAGAUUACUGUGCCGUUAGAGCCUCAAACGCUGCAACGUGAAGAUGGCUCACACACAGUAAUUCCCCUACCCUCUGCACACAAGCCUCAGGCUCCUGUUCGAUGCAAGCUGCUAUCUUAUCACUUCCGGAAAGGACAAGAUUUGGUGCUGUCAAGUAGAAAGUGGUUUAACAUGCUGCAUCCACCUUCUCGGCGACUUCUGCUUCAUUGUCACGGAGGAGGGUUUGUGUCUCAGACCCCAGAUUCUCAUGAGAUCUACCUCAGGGACUGGGCAAAAGAUCUGGAUCUUCCCAUUUUAACCGUAGACUACUCCUUGUCACCAGAAGCUCCCUUUCCACGUGCCCUUGAAGAAGUACUUCACGUUUACGCAUGGGCAUUGAACAAUCGAGAGAAGCUCGGUUGGACUGGAGAAGAGAUCUGCGUCGCAGGGGACAGUGCGGGGGGAAACCUUGUCCUGGCGCUGUGCCUGAAAGCAGUCCAACUGGGGAUCAGACGGCCGACAGGAGCGUUUGCCGCGUACACACCAGUCAUGCUCAGUAUGGUGGCAUCUCCGUCUCGGGUACUUUGUACCGUGGAUCCUCUCCUGCCUCUCGGGUUCAUGCUCACCUGCCUGCAUGCAUACAUCGGUCGAGCGAACAACGAUCCCCAUACACCUACGACUCCAUCCGACAGGCCUCCUGGGAGCCCCGACAGCGGCGUUCUCUCCGGUAGUACGUCGCCUAAAUCUCAAGGUGCGCAAUGGCCAUUACAGUUUGCAGCAGCAGCAUCACCACAGGACAAAGACAACACAUCCCCGGUGCAGGACGCCAACAGGAACAUCAAGACUCCCCUGUGCAGGACAAAAAACGUUUUGCAGCUUUCCAUUUCUGGAGAACUGCCCACCGCGUAUUUAACUCACUACGCGUCCCAGCUCCAUUCGCCAACACAGUCUCAGCCUACGAAGGAGAACCAGUACGACGAUUUUGUAGUGCUGGACAUGCCGCAGGACGUGACAUUUGCAGUUCGCAACCGCUGCUGUCGUGCAGUCUCCCCGUACCUGCGGAAGGUGGCGGAGAUGAUCAACGACAACGGCUUCUUCAAGGAGUACAUAGCCGCCAACUGGCAGUUGCUCUGCGGAAAGGCGGAGAAGAAGCGGCACGCAAUUGCGGUUCCGUGGUACAAGGGCCCUUCCAGGUUGGAUAACAAGUUCAGGAAGAUGAAGCUCCUGGCCAGCGAUCCUUUCAUUUCACCGUAUUUGGCUCCGGAAUGGAUGCUGGAGAAGAUGCCGCCGUGCUAUUUUGUUGGUCUGCACCUUGAUCCCACUCUGGAUGACCUAGUCAUGAUGUCAAAGAAACUCAAGGGUGCCAAUGUUCCUGUUCAUCUUGAAAUCCUCGAUUACCUCCCCCACGCGUUCCUCAAUUUUCUGCCUUUCAGCAAAGAAGCACAUGACGGCUCUAAGCUCUGUGUCAGAAUGAUCAAGAAGGCUUUUCAUAUAGAGCACGCGACAUAGCACCAAUUCAGCAUAGUACACUAUUCGGCCACUGUAUUGUGUGCGUCAGCAGCGUGCCCUGUUUUCCUCAGGUGCAGGUGCUCAGUACCAGUGAAUUUAAGGUGGCAGCCUGCAAAAUGCCAAAGUACACUUAGAUGUACGUCUUUGAGAAACCCAUUCACUUUUAUAAUUUUUAUGCUUUCUGAAUUUGAAGAUGGCCCACACACACAUCCUUCUCAACUUCUUUGCAGCUGCAGUGUAUCAUAUCCUGUACUACUAUUAUUUUAACGUCACUCUUUAUUUAUUCCCUCUUCUUAUUCAAUUUAGGUUUGACUAGGACUACAUGUGAGUGCAUGAACUGUACAGGAGCCAUGUUAUGUACACCAGACGCGGUGUAGUUCACGUUGUUCAUGAAACAGAAUUAUUUUAUUGCAGAUGUUUAUUUGCAGUUAGUGCCUAUUUAUGUGCAAGUUAUUUAUUGUUUUAGGCAUUGGUUUUCAGUGCUAUUUCUUCCUACGCUUUCUCUGACAACUCGCUUUGGACUCAGGUAUUUUGUGAUGAAACACUAAAUCCAAUUGCACUGCAGUAUUAAAAGAAAGAAAGCAGGAGAAAUGUAUAUUGUGAAUGCAUGUAAACUUUUAUGUAGGCAAGAUGCAUACUUUUGUUUUAAGGGAGCAGUUUGUUUAUUGAAUCACAUCACACGAUGUGAGAUAGGAUAUCUUAUUGUCCUUUCUUCUACAUGCCUCCAGUAUAGGUCUGUGUGAAGUCUUCAAUUCUCUAUGACUGGCUGGACCAUGUUUGCAAAUUUACCAGAAAACUUUCCGUCAAUAAAAGAUAUCAGUUGCGGACACCAAGUGGACCAGACUGAGCUAUUUGGUGUGGUGAGGUUGUUACAGGGAGUGAUGCCUUUGUGCUGCAUAGCAUGUUCUUUGAGGAGGAAGCCCUCUGCACUCUAAUGCUUCCCAUUACAAUGAUGUUACUUGAACGGCAUCAGAUUAAUGUGCCUUUGCCCAUUAGUGAAGGGCUUAUGGCACUGAAUUGACACAUCGAAUGAACUGGCCGAGAAACAAGAAUUCUAAGAACAGUACUCCUGUUGUUCUUCACCAGAUUGGUGCAGAUAUCGUAGGUGCAACAUUCGGUGCAACAAUUAAAGGCAUCGCACUUCAGUUUCAUUGCACAUUCCUUGAGAUCAGUGUAUCACUCUGUGGUCCUAAAGUCUUAAUUUGAGCAGAAAUAUGGGAGUUGAAGAAAAGUCAGCGAGUGCAUGUGGCAGGUCACCACUGGCGCACGCUGACCUUUCAUCAACUGCCCUCAUUCAGAUCACUGCUUGGUCGCUGGUGAGGCUUAACUGAUGUGUGUGUUCAGCCUGUGUAAUUUAUGUUAAGUUUCUUCAUUUGGAGGUUGUGUCCUACUCAAGAAACAUAUUCCUUUCUGCACCAUAAAUUGUGCAGUUAUUCAUCGUGCAGGCGUGCUAUACUGUAUGUGUGCAUCACACUUAGACCAUGUAGAACAUAUUUGUUCGAUAUACUGCCUAAUGUAUGAAACACGAAAAUGCCUGCAGUAAAGGUUUGAAAGCACGAAA
Messenger RNA from Ornithodoros turicata, 4225 nucleotides. RefSeq names its product hormone-sensitive lipase-like. Gene Ontology annotation, molecular function: triacylglycerol lipase activity; sterol ester esterase activity. Bases 391 to 2664 code for a protein of 757 amino acids. Gene Ontology annotation, cellular component: cytosol. Lineage: Eukaryota; Metazoa; Arthropoda; Arachnida; Ixodida; Argasidae. The transcript is spliced from 8 exons. The record is from RefSeq and is a predicted model, not a curated record. Gene Ontology annotation, biological process: cholesterol metabolic process; triglyceride catabolic process.